ACAUUGAGCUGAGUGAGGUAGAUAGCAGAACAGAAGGCGGAGGUGGACAGAAAACUAAGACGAAAAAUAGGAAUAGGUGAAGAAAACGUAUUGGGACGAGAUAUUGGACGGAUCGUUGGCUGUUUUAUUGUCAGCGCUGAGAUGGCUGGAGUGUGGCGUUACACGCUGGCGGUGGCAGUGCUGAUGUGCCUCUGGGAUUUCACUGAGGCUGUGGGGGGGGCGGUGAGCCGACCGCGACCUGUAAGACGACCUCCCAAAAAGCCAAAAGUUGACCCCAUCGACCUGACCCAGCCUGCACAGAACAUAGACAUAGAACGGAUGACAGGGACGUGGUACCUCCUUCUGGCUGCCUCCAAAUGCUCCUUCCUCAUGACGCAGGGGACCAAGGUGGAGCCGACGGUCAUGGUCCUCACGCGUACCCCUGACUCUGCCCAAACUCUGUCUGUAAGCACUAAAACCAGACAUAGUCACCAGUGUUGGGAGAUACGACAGGUUUACACUCUAACCACAACCCCAGGACGACUAACACUUAAAGGAGCUCGCCCUGAAAUGAACACUGAGAUAGUGGUUGGAGAGACCGAUUACACCUCUUACGCAAUCAUAUACUACCAGAAAAGGGGCAAGAUGACGAUGAAACUCUAUAGCAGGUCUCUGGACAAUCUCUCGGAGCCAAUGUUGGCCAAGUUUGAACAACUUUCUGAGAAACAAGGAAUGGGACUGGCCUACCUCUUCCCUUUCCCCACCUACAGUCAUUGUGGAACUGUGGACGAGGAUCACAUAAUCAACUGUGUCCCCACAUGCUGAAGAGGCAGAGCUGCUAAGGCCGGGUCACGGAGAGGGAAAGAGAGAGAGAGAGACAAUGAGGAGGGAACCCUUAAAACUGUAAAAACCCUCUUUAAAUGUCGCAAUUAAACUGAAUAAAACAGUGUGGAGUGUCGAGUCAA
Mugil cephalus (flathead mullet) is the source of this 944-nucleotide messenger RNA. RefSeq names its product complement component 8, gamma polypeptide (gene c8g). Gene Ontology annotation, biological process: complement activation. NCBI's taxonomy places the organism in Eukaryota, Metazoa, Chordata, Actinopteri, Mugiliformes, Mugilidae. The record is from RefSeq and is a predicted model, not a curated record. Gene Ontology annotation, cellular component: membrane attack complex. The transcript has 7 exons. The coding region runs from base 142 to 804 and encodes 220 amino acids.